Messenger RNA from Rhodofomes roseus, 488 nucleotides. RefSeq lists its product as uncharacterized. The annotation marks the transcript as partial. The transcript has a single exon. NCBI's taxonomy places the organism in Eukaryota, Fungi, Basidiomycota, Agaricomycetes, Polyporales, Fomitopsidaceae. The record is from RefSeq and is a predicted model, not a curated record.
UCAGUGAUCUAAUCUGACAUGGCUACCUAAACGGGCGGUCUUCGGACAGAUUACUAUGUCAGGUUGCGAUGCUAGUAUCUGAGUAGUAUGUGCCUCACUGACAUUCCUUGGUUAUGCUAACGUGCAUCGGGCUGGACAAGUUUCGUGCUUGAAUGUUAUUGAUUUCUCGGACGAGCAGGUGAUCUCCAGCUACAUCUACCCAUUUAGGCAGCGAACUCAGAUAAGAUCACUGAUGUGCUCAUUAUCAUGGGCGCUUACAGCAUGUCUUCCCAAAAUGACCAUUAUUACGCGUCCUUAUCCCACACAGACCGGGAAACCUACUGAGAACAUCUGUAAGGUCCUCAUAAAUCGGUUCAAAUGCACCAAGAGUGUGUUGGGCAGUCCGACACGAGCGAGGGACACUGUGCGAGCGAAGCUUACGUAAGCGGCCUGGCCCGCAGAUGCCCGAGGCGCGCGGCAAACGAACCUCGGACGUCUCGCCAACCAUA